AUGGCGACGACUUCACAGUCACAGGCGCUCGCGAAGCGUAACUCAGACUCGGCGCUGAUGCCACCGCCUCCGCCGCCAAAACGACAAAAGCGGCCAGCCAAAGUUCUGGACGAGGAUGUCUAUUCAGAUGCGCUGUCCCAUAUUAUCGCGCGGGACUUCUUCCCAGGCCUACAAGAAAGCGACGCUCAAGAGGAAUACAUGGCGGCACUGGACAGCAGCAACAGCGAUUGGAUACGAGAGGCGGGGAGGAAGUUGACCCAGGUCAUGACUCCUGGUCCUGAUGGACGACGAAGACUGGGCAGAGGGACAAGUUUUACACCAAGGAGAAGUACUGCCGUGCAAGAUACCCCGAGGGGUUAUGUGGGCGAGACUCCGAGUCGAACACCUGUCAACGACGAUUUUGCCCCAGAGCAAAAACCGGAUGUCGAUGUCAACAUGUCUUUGGGAGCCUUCCAAGCAAAAUACACAUCUGAAGACAAUGAGAGCUUCAACGCUCUCCUGGACAAGCAAAACGUGAAGCGGGCGGCGAAGUACGGAUUUUUCCAUCAUGGCAACAAGAUACCCACAUCCCGCCAAAUCGCAUACCGAGCAAGAGAACAACAGCUUUUGGAAAGUGGCGAGGGGGCGUCAACAGCACUUGUCACUAGAAAUGGUGCCGGCGAGGAACGGCAGCUCUUGGCAGGGAACAGACCAUCGCAAGACCUAGACCAAAGGCCGGCUUCUGUGGACAGCUUCCCCAAUCGACAAGGACCAAGAAAUCACUUCAUGUUUGGCCCAGAAGGUGUAGAGGAUGAGGUGGCUACUAAGUCACAAGAAGCCCAGAACGCCUCGGUCGCGCCCCCAAAAGCUGUACAGUACUCUGCUACUCGCUUUCAAGAAGCAUCCUCAACGCCUGCGAAAAUCAUCCCUCCCAGCCCAUCAGUCAGCGCGAUCGAUGCGGCAAUCGCUGGUAGACCGAAGCCAACGGAGUCAGAGUCCGGCUACAGCGGUGCAGAGACGCCUCGGAUGAAUGGCUACGCAUUCGUAGAUGCAGAGCCUACGCCCAGCGAGAUUGGUGUACCUGUGUCAGAAGAGGAAGCUGAUAUCGCGGAACAAGAAGCCGCAAAGCAGUUCCUACCCAAGGUCGACGAAGGUGGUCCUAAUCUAUUCAAAAUCACUGAGCGAAGCAAGCGUGAAGAUUUGCACCACAGGCUGGUCGAACAAGCAGAUGCCAGCCGCAGGAAAGGUGGCAGAGUCGAUCAACUCAGAGGCUUGGGGAUUACGCCAGGACGAACGCCUACACCGAAGUUCGCGAGCGGUGCAAGCAUCAAGAAAGGUGCCGGCAUGACGCCCGCCGCCCAACGACUUGCCGAAAGAAUUGGCACUCCUCGGCGUGAAGGGGGCAUGUUUGACUCGGCACGCAAAGACUGGACACCGACUCCGCGAGUGAAGAGGAAGACGUAA
Zasmidium cellare ATCC 36951 is the source of this 1443-nucleotide messenger RNA. RefSeq lists its product as uncharacterized. The record is from RefSeq and is a predicted model, not a curated record. Bases 1 to 1443 code for a protein of 480 amino acids. The transcript has a single exon. Gene Ontology annotation, cellular component: catalytic step 2 spliceosome. Lineage: Eukaryota; Fungi; Ascomycota; Dothideomycetes; Mycosphaerellales; Mycosphaerellaceae.